Messenger RNA from Hyalella azteca, 7116 nucleotides. RefSeq names its product abnormal cell migration protein 10. Gene Ontology annotation, biological process: signal transduction. Lineage: Eukaryota; Metazoa; Arthropoda; Malacostraca; Amphipoda; Hyalellidae. Bases 125 to 4540 code for a protein of 1471 amino acids. The transcript has 10 exons. The record is from RefSeq and is a predicted model, not a curated record.
UUUUAGAAUGUGAAAGUUCAGGCGUGUUGGUUAUCGAAUAAGAUGUGAUGUGAUGUUCCUAGGUCAAGAAAAAUAUGUGCUGCGCUAAAUUGUGAGCUUUUAUUAGCUACUCUUCUCGGAAAAGAUGGAACUUCUGUGCGCGGUACCCCGGCCAGUCAAGAGCAACAUCUGGACCAACUGGGCACCUGGAGGCGGCAAAGAUGACAAGAAGCCUCGACUGGCGCGGUCGUCGAGCGUUCGUGGCGACGACUUCUCACGGCUCUUCGGUGUGGCUUCCCUGAGGACGCGACGCACCACCGUUAGCGGCAGCGUCCGCAGCACCCGCAGCGCUGGAUCGGCGUCCAUAUACGACGUACUCGGAGAACCUGCCCGUCCUCUGGCUCUCAGCCGCCACAUCUUGCCGCUGUCAACCCCCAGUGCAUGUCUGUCGCACGAGGCAUACUCGACGCCCCUGUCGGUUGUCGACUCAUACAUGGAGUUCACAGGUUCACCACUCCGUCGCUCACAGACUCUUCCACCACUCGCUAUCAAACGAAGUUCAAAUCGAGGACUUGGGAUGCAAAUGUUACCCAAUGAAAAUAUAAUGUCAAAGACGGAAAUCAUUCAUGAGCUGCCUCAUAAAGAAAAUAUUAAUCAUGAUGCCCGUCCACAUUAUGCCGUGCCAGACGCUCUUCCUAAUUGUUCAUCCUCGCACUUCAGAAGCCUUGAGCCCCUGCCGAGAACUCCCUCCAGCUCAUGCAGAGCUGCAGGUGAAGAAGAGCUCAGCGAGGCUAUGGAGUCGGAAGACUGCCUCCACCCCCUGCGAUCCAGUGAUCCUUCGAGAUCGUCAUCCGAUAAUCAUGGAAGGAAUCAUUCCUCCACUUGUCAGGGGGCUCGUCCUCGCGAGAACAUAUACAACGAAACCGUCUACGGUGAAGGCAGUAGCGACACCUAUUAUUUGGCUUCUCAACUUCUCGAUUCGGGUAUUCCAGACAACGUUCGUCUCUGUAAACGUCAUUCUCUUGCCUCUUCCUCGUCAUCGUCAUGUUCGUCGCGUUUCGCGAGCCUGGCUGGUGACGACCCUCUGUACUCGGGUAGCCUCAGUGAGGCCGGCUCGUCUGUCUCGUCUUUUGGUACGAGCACAGACGAAGGCGUUUACAGCGCGUCUAGUGUGACCGCUUCGUCCAUCUACUCCUCGUGUGGUAGAGACCUCAGUGAGGCUGACGAGGCGUGUCUCGGGUGCCUCAAGGAGGCGGAAGAAGGAGGAAGGUUAUCAUCGAGGCGGUCCAGGACGACUCGUUCUGCUCGGCAGCUCCCCGUCACACCCACGCUCAGAAGGCUCCUGCAAAUGGGCCUCGAUCAACCCUGCUCAGAGAGCAGAACUUCGCUGCCUUCGUCCCACGUCGCGCCUUCUUCCCCGACCCCCACCCACAGAAGCUCCUCGUCAAGCAGCAGCGCCACCACAACCAUCCACAACCAUGUCUUGCCCUCCACAGCCUCAACCAGCUCCUGCAGCAACAGCAGUAGCAUCUCUGCAACGCCUUUUACAGGCGUCGUCAGGAGGGAGAAGCUCCACCCUCCUCGCACCGACGCCCACAGACUUUCUAAAGCUAACUUGGAAGACUCCGGGGAUUUGGAAUUGGACGCCAUACUUGGAGAACUUUGCGCUCUAGGCAGCCAAUUCGACCAAGAGCUCAAAGAUCGCCCGGCCGAACCUCAUCCGUCCAGCAGCAACACAGGAGGAGCUAGAAGAAUGCCGUGCACCGCGAACCGCUCGUCGCAGCAGGGCGACUCGAAGGCCAAAUUUGACUGCGGUGAUGGCGAGCAGCCUAAUCCUGCCAUGUCUCGCACUGACAGUCCUGACAACGACAGCGCGUUCAGCGACUGCGUCAGCGUGCUGUCUUCAGAGAGCAGCGCCAGCAGCGGCGCCUCUAACGCCCACCGUCAGCAGCAGCUGCAGCUCGCUAAUCAGGUGGACAACGCUGCUCAACUGAAAGCAGAAAAAAUCAAGUUGGCGCUGGAAAAAAUCAAGGAGGCGAAUGUUAAAAAGCUGUUCUUGAAAGCCUUUUCCCGUGACGGUUCGAGCAAAAGUUUACUGGUAGACGAGAAGAUGACCGUGGCGCGCGUCACUAGACUCCUGGCAGACAAGAACCACGUCACGAUGGACCCGAAGUGGACCAUCGUCGAGCACCUCCCCGACCUCUACAUGGAACGCAUUUAUGAGGACGACGAGAUGCUCGUAGAAAAUUUGCUGCUGUGGGCCCGUGACAGUCAGAAUAAAUUGUAUUUCCUGGACCGGCCCGACAAGUACAUGCUUUUCUGGCAGCCCGAGCAGUUCCUCAACGCCUCUCAGUCAACUCCUGCAGAGCCUCUUUUGGAUGAUGAGGCCAAAAAUAAUCUGAUAGAAGAAUUUUUCUCAUCCGGCUCGGUGCCUGAGGUUGAAGGUCCUCUUUUCCUGAAAUCUGAGGGGAAGAAAAUGUGGAAAAAAUUUUAUUUCAUCCUUAGAGCUUCGGGCCUAUACUAUUGCCCGAAAGGCAAGAGCUCCAGAUCAUCUAAGGACCUUGUUUGCUUAGUCACUUUUGAUGGAAGCCAGGUUUACCAAGGCGUGGGUUGGCGUAAGAAGCACAAGUCUCCCACCGACUGGGGAUUCGCCAUCAAGCCUGUGGCUCUGCAGUCCAAAAGCAGCAAGCACAUCAAAUAUUUGUGUACCGACGACGCAGCUAGCAUGCAUCGCUGGAUCACUGCUAUCCGCAUCGCCAAGUGCGGCCGUCGCUUGUUGACCAACUACCGGGCGCUGAUCGAGGACCUCGCCCAAGAAGACAUCGACUUGCUGGCGUCGUCGCGAUCCUUCAGCCUCGCGUCCGUCGCGGCGCCGUCCAGCCAGGCGACGACUCCUUCAAGCGAGUCCCGCUCCCUGGACUCCUGCUUGGCAUCUAGCGUGGCUACGUCCGCUGACGAUAGUGACAGGGAUGAUGACUGCGACAGCGAUGGUGCCACUCCCGUUAAUACCUUAGAUAGACAACAUGCGUGGUGCAGAAAUAAUGAUUUAUCUGUGGCCGCCACCCAUAAUGCCAGUGUUUACAACACACUUGCCUCAACCACUUCUACAAGCAGUUCAUCAUCAAGCGGCUGCAUGAGUCAUCGCUCAAACGCCUCAACUCCCUCUACAGAGCACGGCUUUGAAUCAGAGUUCUCCCAGCAAGGAACCAUCAAGAGAAAACCUGCAGCCCCAAAAAUCCCCCUCACGAACACAACUAGACAAAUGCUGCACGACCGCGAGUUUGAGUGCGGAGACAACGCGGGUGUCAUCGGCAAUUCAAGCGGUGCCUCGCUUAUAACCGCCUUGCGGCAGUCGCUUAGACGCUCUAUUAACGACGAAUCAUCAUCAAGCCUCAAGAGAAGAAACUCAAGCAGUAGCACAUUGCCAAGAGGUUUUUCGUCCGCCAAACAUUCUGUGGAAGAACGCAACAGCCAUUCAACUCUCCCCUCAAUGCCUGCACCGAGCUAUCAGUCUGCAGAGAUAGACGGCCUUCCACUUCCUCUUCCCUUACCUGAUGUGGAUCCUGUUGAUCCCUCUUUCUUGCCUCCACCUCCCCCCGAACUUCUAGCUUCCACCCUCAGUCUUGCAUCGUCUCUUCCACCUCCUCCAGAUGAAUUGUCGCCCCCCAAUCCGGAUGAAAUGACAUGCAGUAUGAUCUCCUUACCGCCUCCCCCUCCGCCUCUCACUCUCCCCUUAGCGAACCUCGAGCUUCGGCUCGCGUCCCCACCCACGCUUCCUCAUGCUUCUAUGAAGCCCAAAUCACCUCCUCCUCCUCCCGUCGCUCCCAAGCCAAGACGAAUUUCUGACUCCAGUUCUCACUCUCCUCCAUCACCGCUUUCUCCUCCUGUUGGAGUCAUGAAAAAUAAGCUUCCUGUGCAGCCGCCUCCUAAGCCAAAGAAAAAAAUCUCCUUUAAAGAAGAUGUACAAAACAUUCCUCCUUGUAUUUAUUCACCAUCCCCUUCACCCCCUACGCCGUCUUCCCCCAGUAAGCCUCCUCCCCCACCUCGCUCAGACUCGACGCGACUCUCCAACUCCCCGCAGAGUUUAUCCAAUCCUGCCAACAAACUAACGCCUCCUCGCACCUUCCUCUGCAGCCUGCAAAAAGUCAUGCAGCGCAAGUGGCAAGUUGCAGAAAAAUGCAAAGAUUUCGAUCAAAACCCGCAUGAAGUUUUGGGCUUCAGGGACUCAUUGCCGCCUACAGAGACCGAGAGAAACGUCGGAUUAUGGAUCCAAGAGCAUUACGGAAAUAUCUACGAUCAUUUGGGCAACAACCCAAACAAUCAGAAUGGGUGUAGUGACUCCGAUAGUUUACCUUCCCCACCUUUACCAUCUCCUCCUCCUGUAUCCCCUCCCUUAUCUUCUCCGUCUGUUCAGUCUCAAAGACCACUGUCGGAUGUGCCAUGCUCCGGUUCUAGCAUAGCUAGCAGCAACCGCCUGAGCCAAGGAUCUGUCGGCAAGAAAAGACCUCCGCCACCUCCGCCAAAGCGAUCUGACAGCACGCAUCUGUCCUCGAUUCACUGAUGACUUUUUACCUGUAGGAUUAGUGAUUAGAUGUGGUGCUAAGGGCUUCGCGAAACUUAGCGGUCAGCGUUCUAUGAAGCCACGUUGCUCAUUCAAUAUGAAGCCAGGUUACUAAGUGUUGCAUGUAUAUAAACAAAAUUAUUCCACUACUCUCACGGAAGGAAGCUUCAAACUCAUUCAAAAUCCAAGAAUAGCUUAAUUUUUCUAUUGCAGAGUGACAAGGUAGUUCCUCAAAUUUGUUAAUUAAUAUUAGUGAGCUCUGUAAAAAACAUGAUGUCUACAAAAUGAUUUCCAAUUCACAUGUACAUAAUGUUAGAUUUUGUAAAAAGAAUAACAUAAGUUUACAUUGGCUAUUCAUCUCGGUCGCUUUUUAUUACGCGAACUUGUGCAGGAGAGUUUGCGUGAAGGUGCUCGUGACCUGAGGUAUUUGUAGUCUGUCUGUUUUUUUUCUGUUCUUCGUUAUUGUGAAAUAAUUUAUCUUCUCUUCGUGUUGACGACGUCAGAAUACUUGCAUCUUUUUUUACAUCAUCGUAUAAUUUUUUUAUUUUUAAUAACCAAUCAUAGAUUUGCGGUGGUAAACAUUUUACCUCAAGGACGGUACCACAUUAAAAAGUUCAUACUGAUCUAUAUAACUCAAGCAGGGUAAUUUAUUGUUUUUAGUGAGGACAAAAAUAAGUACACAUAAAUAAUUAUUUCUAUGAACUAUUAUUUAAAGGUGCACCUUUCUUCUUUUUGUGCCUUUGAGCAGAAUUUCGGAAGUAGCGCUCCCUCAUCUAGAUCGUUUUUCACGGUUUAGUUGAUAUUAUUGACUGAAAAUACUUUUUUCAUCCAGAUCAUGACCGAACCACUAAAUUUGAUCGUCUGCUCAGCUAUUUUUUGUGCCUUUGUUAAGCCUUCUCUCAAUUCUUCAUUUUUACGUCCUUCUUAGAUUUCAGUUGAGGAAACAACGCCGCCUAGUCUUAAGACGCACUCAUCUUAAAACUCGUCUUGCAUUGUUUUUUUUCAGUCCUUGAAUUACACUGCCAGCUUUAUGCUAGGAUUUUCGUAGUUUUCUCGGCCAAACAUUACAGGGAUCUCUUAUUUGACUCAAGAUGCACAACAAACGAUUUUAGAUUUAUUUGUUCGAUGCAAUUUAUUGAACGCAGUGUGCGAUGACUCAUUAUGAUUUUCAGUUGUAAGCAUUCAGUUGAGUUUCAAAUUUUCUUUGUCCCCAUUAAAUCACCCUAUGUAGCGCCUUAGAGUCUGUACUAGUGAACCGAUGGACGUGAGCACUGUACAUAUUUUCAUAUGUAGUGUUCCGCGACAGUACCUAUUUUGCCUUUACUCACACUGGUUCAUGUACAGUCGACACAUGAACUAAAUAAAUUGUUCACAUAAAGACACAUAAAUAAAUUGUUAAUCAAAUAUUGGUUUGUGUGAUUGUGUUUCUUGCUUUGUUUCUAUACUCGCUUUGAUGGCUGAACAAAGUUGAACAUGAUGAGAAGGUUACAUUCAUAUUUUCACUUGCGACCAUUUCGUUUGCGUAUUUUCCCAUUGAGCUCAUGCAUCUUAAUUUGUUUGGUAGAUAAGAUUUGUUUUAUUUCCAGUUUUUUUCAGCGUAUACUUGAAUUGUUACAAGACUGGUCUAAUUCUCCCGGCAAUCAUUCUUCAUUUUCUUAUAACCAUUGUGGGUCCGGUAAAAUUUUUUCUUUACCUGACCAAAGGCCUUGACAUGUAUUGGCCAGUAUUUCCAGUUUACCGUUGUUUUGGUAACCUAUUGGCACUGUUUUUUUUUAAUUUAUUACCCGUUUGUGGGGAGCAAGGAUCUCGGAAAUUUUCGUGCGUCGUCAUUGUUCGACAGGAAGUGACGUUUUAAGAUGAUGCUUAAAAUCCGUGCAUGUCUUUUAGCUUUCUUACCGUUGAUCAGCUCUUCUCUCCGACAUGCGCAUUUAAUAUCAAACACUCGACUAGGAAGAUGGAGCAGACCUCUUCUGCCAAAAGUCUGUCGAGUGUGCGAGUCGUUCAACCUUUCUGCCUAAAAAAUGAAUCAACGUCCAAAAAAUAUUCUUGGAUCACUUCUGGUCACGUGAAUUUACAAAAAUUCUCAAGAAGAAUUUAUCAUCAUCUUAUCAUCAUACUAUUUUUAUUCAUUCUUUUCCAACUUCCCGUAAAGUCCGUACAUGGAAAUCAACAGUUUAUCUGAAGCCACGACCGUACUCUAUUAUGCAGUUGUUCAUUGUGAAUGUGGGCAAUAAGUAUCGUGGAUGUAGAAGCUGAACUUGCAGAAUGAAAAUUUUGAUGUCACACUUGCCUUUUUGCGCCUUUAAAUGUUUGACUUUUUGAAUGCAUGAUUAAUGUUUCUGCUAUUGAAAUGUCCAUUCCUGAGCUCCUAAGAAACCCUAACGUAUGUAACAUUGUACCUACUAUCCUAAAGUCGUUUAUUUGGAGUCGCUUUAAUUUCUUUCAAUGCCAUUUAAUGUUCUAAGCCUCGUUGAAAUUUACAGUCUGAUUAUUCAUAGUUAUCCUGUUUACAACGUCCUUCUACGUCCUGUCUUGAAAAUACAUAAAGAAAUUAUAUAACUAUAUAAAGAUGACCA